Messenger RNA from Coccinella septempunctata (seven-spotted ladybird), 1717 nucleotides. RefSeq lists its product as uncharacterized. The record is from RefSeq and is a predicted model, not a curated record. Gene Ontology annotation, cellular component: cytoplasm. The transcript has 5 exons. Lineage: Eukaryota; Metazoa; Arthropoda; Insecta; Coleoptera; Coccinellidae. Bases 303 to 1214 code for a protein of 303 amino acids.
GGUGCCUAUCAAAUGACCUUUCUUAAACCGAUUUACCGUUAUGACGCGUCAUCUAGUUGUUUCAGCAAUUUCAUUCUCAUAUGUACAGAUUUUCAUCAACCAUGAACAGUGGUGUUUCUCGUUCGGUGUUCACAAAUCCAUUUGAAACCUGCCAGAAAUAUGUUUCUUCUGCUUGAGUGUAAGCAAAUGUUUCAGAAGAAAUAUGUUUUUUACCACAAUUAAGUGAGGGCUUUGUUAAAAAAAAAGAAACAUUGUGGAGAAAGAAGUGAAAACAGAAUAAUGCUGAGCAACUGGAUUCAAAAAUGAAUCAUGAUGAAAAUGCUCACAGGGAACAUAAUUCCUUAGAAGGUUUCAUUGAAGAUCCAUAUGUUCCAACAGCUGAUGUGCAAACUCCAAGUUUUGAUGAUCCAGAUCACGAAAGUAUAUUCGUUAUACAGGAUGAGAUAUUACGUCCAACUCGUCUAGAGUUUGAUGAUCUACCAAAUUCUUUUUGUGAUAAUGAUGAUUCUUUGAAAGUAGAAGCUGAAUUUAUUAAAGUGAAUGCUCUCUUAAGGAGAGAAAAAAUAUCUGUCCGUGUUACAUAUUCAGAUCUCAGCAAACCAUGUAAAAUAAAUUUACCAACAGGCAAUUCCAAGAAAUAUUAUGAUUAUGGCACAGAAACAGCAAUGGCUGCUGGAGACCAACUGCCUGAAUUGGCCAAUUUAACCCUAGAAGAAAGGGCCAAGAAGGAGGAGGAAUGGAAACAGGAGUUAGCUCAGGUUGAUGAUGAGAUUGCAACUCUGCAGACAGUUCUCAAUGCUAAGAGGAAACGUGCUGCAGAACUGAAGAAACUUCUAGGCAUCAGUGUUCUAAAAGAGUUGUCUGAUGAUUUGAACCAAGGAAUCAAAAAUGUCAAAGAAAGUAAUGUGUAUCAAUCUGUGGAAAAUACAGUUGGUCAAGUAACAAAAGCUGUAACAGAAGCUCCCAUUUAUCAGAAGACUACUUCUCUGUUUGGUGGAUUAACUAGCAACAUCAGCACUAAGUUUGGGCAAAUGAAGCAAUCAGAUUCUUUCCGUUCUAUUGAGGAAAAAGUUGGAUCUGCUUAUGAAAAUGUCAAAACAAAAGUUGUCUCAAGAUCAAAUUCCCAGCAGAGCUUAGGAGAUGAAGGUUCAAGAUCACGCUCAGGCUCAGUAGCUACUAGUCCCACUAUUCCAGAAGAAAAACCAUUGGUCUAGACAUCGGAUUGGAAAUGAUGUAAAAACCUAAAGGCCUUUUCAGCGUUUCUUAUAUUUCUAUAACAACUAAUAUUAAUUUUUCUCAUUCUAUAGCACAUAUUCCUAGGAAACCAGGGAAUACCUUUAUUUGUCUAUUCAGACCUGUGAAUUUAUUUGUUAUUGUUUACCCUAUUGAAGUAUAUAUAACACUCUGAAGAUCUUAUGGUGGCUGAAGAAACUUAAUUGCUUCAAUUAUUUAUUAGUUUUGUACAGAAUUUAGGUUUUAAAAUCCGACUAUUAUUAAUUAUUAUAAAUGUCGUCUAUAUGAAGUUAUAUUUUUUGCAAUGAUGCUUUAAAAUGUUUAGAUUAUUGUUAUAAAUACCCAGAUGUUGAAAAAUGUAGCCAGUUCUAGUAGUUGGAACUUGAUUUUGCCUUCACCAUUCAACUGAUGGAGUAUUUAGGCAAUAAUAUAGUGAUUUAUUGUAAGUGAUGUAACUCAUAAUAAAUAUAUUGAAAUAAUCAAA